AUGUCUGACUGGGAUACUAAAACUACUAUCAUUGGAUCAAAAGCCCGUAUUGGAGGUGGUGGUCCAAGAGCCAAUGUUGCAAGAACUCAAGCUGAAAUCAAUGCUGCCAGAAGAUCAGGUCAAGUUUUAUCAGUUGAUAAAAAAUAUGGUUCAACAAAUACAAAAGGUGAUAAUGAAGGUCAAAGAUUAACCAAAAUUGAUAGAGAAACUGAUGUUGUUGCACCAAAAAAAAUUGAUGUUAGUGUUGGUAAAACAAUUUCCAAGGUUCGUACAGAAAAAAAAUUAUCACAAAAAGAUUUAGCAACAAAAAUUAAUGAAAAACCAAAUGUUGUUAAUGAUUAUGAAGCUGGUAGAGCUAUUCCAAAUCAACAAGUCUUGGGUAAAUUAGAAAGAGCUUUAGGUGUUAAAUUAAGAGGUAAAAACAUUGGUGAACCAUUAUUUGGUCCAAAAAAGUAG
Messenger RNA from Hansenula ciferrii, 456 nucleotides. RefSeq names its product multiprotein-bridging factor 1 (gene MBF1). The record is from RefSeq and is a predicted model, not a curated record. Bases 1 to 456 code for a protein of 151 amino acids. Lineage: Eukaryota; Fungi; Ascomycota; Saccharomycetes; Phaffomycetales; Wickerhamomycetaceae. The transcript has a single exon. Gene Ontology annotation, cellular component: nucleus. Gene Ontology annotation, molecular function: DNA binding.